AUGUUUUUGUCAAGGGUUCCAUAUAAAUUAAAACCAUUUAUAAGGAUAGAGAAUUCUGAAGAAAUUUCAUUUGAAAAAGGUGUGCAAACAUUUGUAGAGAGUCAGUUGGAGAAAUAUAACGAAAAAGAAAAAAAUUGGUAUUCAUAUGGAUACGAAUACUAUGCGAAUAUAUUAUUAGGAAAGAGGAUUUUAUUGGAUGUAGUUCCAAAUAUACGUGAUGUGUCUCAAUUUGUGAAGGAUGUGAGUAUCAGAAGGCAUAUAUUAUAUAGAGGAGGUAGGCCUGGAGGUAUAGAACCAGAUAAGAUAAAGUAUAUAAUACGUGAUACUUUGGGAGUCAAAACAAUAAUAGAUUUAAGGGGUAGGUUUAUCUUUGAAGAUUCCUACUCAACAAAGGAUGAGAUUUUGAGUAGAUCAACACUAUGGAAGUAUUAUUGCCCAAUUUUUGAAAAUGAAGGUAUAGAUAGUUAUAUAGAAGAAAGAAAAGAUUCAGAGAAUAAUAAGAAAGAGGUAGACCGUGAACAAGUUUCUAAUGAUAUAAGAACUCUGAUACUAUUGAAUUCUUUGAACUAUAGAGAACCUCUCAAACUAGAAAAUGAAAGCAGUCAGAUGUCAUCUUCGGAUAAUAGCCAGAGCAGCCUUCCUUUUUGUUUGAACUGUGUAAAAAGGUAUAAAGGUAGAGGGUUUGAACUUAACGAAAAACGUCCGAAGAAUGAAGAAAUACUGCUUAGAAAAAGAAAGGAAGUAAUGAUUCCAAGAAUGAUCUGUUAUCAUUAUUAUUUACUAAACUUAGCUUCUCCAAAAUUUGCUGAGAAAUGGUAUAUUAAAAAAUAUGUGGAGUUAAGGAAGAUGGGAGGGAUUUAUUAUGACAUUGCAGUUUUUGAUUCAGGGACAGUUUGCAGAGCUCUGAAGGUGAUUACUGUUUCAAUUCCCCCGAUAUUGCUACACGGAAAUUUGGGGAAGGACAGGGUGAGUGUAGUUAUCGCAAUAUUAUUAAGCAUUUUGGGGGUAGAGGAAAAAUUCAUUAUUAGAGAUUACUGUGCAUCUGAAGCUGGCUUGCUUUCAAUUAAAGAUGUUAUAGAUACAGAAAUGGAGUUUUUCCCAGACUCUGUUAAGGACUCAAAUCCUGAAUAUAUGAUUUAUUUCUUUUCAAAAAUGAAAGAAGAAUUUGGAAAUAUAAAUUCAUAUUUGGAUAUAAUAGGAUUUGAUGCUUGUUGGAGAUCCAAACUGUGCAAUAAAUUUCAAUGUCAAAUAUAA
Molecule: messenger RNA, 1254 nt
Organism: Cryptosporidium ubiquitum
Lineage: Eukaryota; Apicomplexa; Conoidasida; Eucoccidiorida; Cryptosporidiidae
Product: serine tyrosine phosphatase
Exons: 1
Coding region: 1-1254 (417 amino acids)
Molecular function (GO): phosphoprotein phosphatase activity
Source: RefSeq, a predicted model, not a curated record